Molecule: messenger RNA, 5978 nt
Organism: Sinocyclocheilus anshuiensis
Lineage: Eukaryota; Metazoa; Chordata; Actinopteri; Cypriniformes; Cyprinidae
Product: attractin-like protein 1
Exons: 30
Cellular component (GO): Golgi apparatus
Molecular function (GO): protein binding
Source: RefSeq, a predicted model, not a curated record
UCUCUGUGUUGAGUUUGCUCCAACCUGAGGAGCAGCCAGCGCGAGCUGUUCGUACUAUGGGAGCUUAAACGGUGGUCGAGGGGGCCAAAAUUCACACACUGAGAGGGUUUCAGCGCACUGGGACGAAGAGGAUAUAUACAUACACUGAGGGUCUACGCGUUCGUUAAGGAGUUUAUCACGUUGAGCUUGAAAAACAGCGAACAAAUAUGCGGAUAACGGAUAGUUCCUCAGGUUUUCCAAAUCCCUCAGCGCAACGGACAACAGCAGAAACAACAUCCGUGUUACUGACUGCUGUGGUUAUAAAGGAUGCUUUUCACUCCGAAACCUUCUCCGUUUAGCGUUUUUCCCGUGGCAUAUGAACGUUAGCCACGAAAAGCUCACGGUUUAAAGGCUUUUAAAGCACACCAGCAGUGUAUUUGGACAGCCAGCGGAGUGUUUACGCUUUAAAAUGGCUGCGGACGGGAUCAAAAUAAGACCGCUGAAUAAUAUGAUGCUUUAAAGCUGGAAAUAUCUCAUCUCUUAUGGUAAUGCUCUGGAAGGAAAGGUUUUUUUCAAUGUUAGGGGGAGUUAUUUUUCAGCCCUGUAACUGCAGGAGGUAACGUAGGAAAUUCCUGCCCUUGUUCAGAAACACAAUGAGGCGAGACAGGUGAUUUAAUAUGCCUGUGUUUAUGCUCGUUUUAUCAUAUUACACUCGGAUCUGGAGGUUUUCAAUUAAACGAUUGCUCACGCGUUGGGAAACGAUCGCUCAUAUUUAAGGAAUAUUCAUGAUCUAUAAGUGAAUGGAUCCCCCCCUGCUGUUAUACUUGAAACAAUCUGGGCACCAGUAAGCAGGGAAGAAAGGCCCUAAGAUAUUGAUACCCAAUUCAGCAACAGCAGCAGCAUCCCUAAACCAUGAAUGCUGGGAAGAAGAUGCUCAGACCUGAACUGAUUCUGGUCAGACAGAGACUGCAGGGCAUGCAGAGAUAUUUAUGGCUGUGUGUGAUGUUCUCCCUGGUGCUGAUUUCAGACGGCUCUCCAUCUAAACCCUGCGAGAAGAGCUGCCUGUCAGGCAGCUGUGUGAACGGAUCUUGUGUCUGUGAUCGUGGAUGGGUUGGGGACCAGUGUCAACACUGCCAGGGAAGAUUCAAGUUGACUGAGCCGUCUGGGUACCUAACAGAUGGCCCCAUCAACUACAAGUACAAAACCAAGUGCACCUGGCUGAUUGAGGGCUACCCAAACGCAGUCCUGAGGUUACGAUUUAACCAUUUUGCGACCGAAUGUAGCUGGGACCACAUGUACAUCUAUGACGGAGAUUCGAUUUAUGCUCCCUUAGUAGCCGUCUUCAGUGGUCUCAUUGUCCCCGAAGUGAAAGGGAACGAGACCGUCCCUGAAGUGGAGACCAACUCAGGCUACGCACUCCUGCACUUUUUUAGCGACGCUGCCUACAACCUGACAGGAUUUGAAAUCUUCUACUCAAUCAACUCAUGUCCAAAUAACUGCUCUGGCCACGGGAAGUGCACCUCGGGGAACUCGAUAGCGAGCCGUGUGUAUUGUGAAUGCGAUAAGUACUGGAAGGGUGAGGCCUGUGACAUCCCGUACUGCAGGAACAACUGUGGCAGCCCCGAUCACGGCUACUGUGACCUCACUGGGGAAAAGCUGUGCGUGUGCAAUGACAGCUGGCAAGGUCCAGACUGCUCAUUAACAGUGCCCUCCACUGAGUCUUACUGGAUCAUGCCCACAGUGAAGCCUUUUGGAGCAUCGCUGGGAAGAGCAUCUCAUAAGGCGGUGGUGCAGGAAAAGGUCAUGUGGGUUGUUGGUGGCUACAUCUUUAACUACAGCAACUUUCAGAUGGUUCUAAAUUAUAAUCUGGAAAGUGGCAUCUGGAACACUGUGCCCAUCAGUAGCGGACCCCUGCCGAGAUACGGACACUCCUUGGCACUAUAUUGGAGUGACAUCUACAUGUUUGGAGGCAAGUUGGAGAUGGGUGCCAGUAACGUAACAGAUGAACUGUGGGUGUUUAACAUACCCAAAAUGACGUGGUCGCAGAAGUCCCCCAGUGUGCCAGCCCAUGGCCUGGUCUACGCUGUGGAAGGCCACUCUGCCCAUAUAGUAGAGCUGGAUAACGGUGAUGUGGUGAUGGUUGUCAUCUUCGGCUACUCCUCCAUCUACAGCUACAUCAGUAAUGUUCAGGAGUACAACAUCAGGACAAACACAUGGCUGGUGCCAGAGACCAGAGGAGCGAUCGCUCAGGGUGGGUACGGCCACAGCAGCGUGUAUGACAGCGGCAGCAAGAGCGUGUACGUCCACGGGGGCUACAAAUCUCUUCCAGCAAACAAAUACGGCCUGGUGGAUGAUCUUUACCGCUAUGAGGUUGAGACCCGCACAUGGACGAUUCUUAGAGAAAGCGGUUACCCACGUUACCUGCAUUCGUCUGUGCUGCUGGGAGGAACUCUGCUCAUCUUUGGAGGAAAUACCCAUAAUGACACCUCUCUUAGCAAUGGAGCCAAAUGCUUCUCUGCUGACUUCCUCGCCUAUGACAUUGCUUGUGAUGAGUGGAAGGUCCUUCCCAAACCAAACUUGCACAGAGACGUGAAUCGCUUUGGACAUACAGCAGUAACCAGUAAUGGAUCCAUGUAUGUGUUUGGGGGUUUCUCCAGCGUCCUCCUGAAUGACGUACUAAUCUACAGGCCACCCAGCUGUGAGGCCUUCCUGGGACAGGAGCGUUGUGAGGCCGCAGGCCCUGGUGUGCGCUGCAUUUGGAAAGGGGGCUUCUGCAUGUCCUGGGAGCCCAGCUUCACUAACAGUGCUACACCUGCUCCUUUCUGCCCUGCCAAAGCUGCCACGGUGGAUGAGAGAUGUUACCGCUUCUCAGACUGCACCAGCUGUACCGCCAACACUAAUGGAUGUCAGUGGUGCGACAGCAAGAAAUGCAUCUCAGCUCUCAGUAACUGCACUGCUACUGUGAAGAAUUUCACCAAAUGUCCAAUCAGAAAUGAGCAGAUUUGCAGUAAGAUGGCCAACUGCAAGAGCUGCUCCCUCAACAUCAGCUGCCAAUGGGAUCCUCAACAGCAGGAAUGCCACACCCUUCCUGCCCAGCUGUGUGGAGACAGCUGGAGCAAUGUUGGGGAGGCCUGUCUGCAGAUCAACUCCAGCAGAGAGAGCUAUGACAAUGCUCAGCACUACUGCAAGAACCUGGAGGGAAACAUCGCCUCCCUUACCACAGCCAAGCAGGUGGACUAUGUGCUGGAGGAACUGCAGAAGUACCAGCAGAAGGGGAAGGUUUGUGUCUGCUCAUAUUUGCACUACCAUGCUGUCAAAUCGAUUAAUCGUAAUAAAAAUCGGGCUGGGAGGACAUGUCUCCAUUCAAGUGCUUACCUGGAGAGAGCUCAGGUCUCUGGCCUCAGGGCGAAUCCCUGCACCGCCAACACAGACGGCCUCAUCUGUGAGAAACCAGUCGUGAGCCCGAACCAGAACGCCCGCCCGUGUAAGACGCCCUGCUCUCUGCGCACCUCUUGUGAGAACUGCACCAGCCAGGCCAUGGAGUGCAUGUGGUGUGGAAGCACCAAACGCUGCGUGGACUCCAAUGCCUACGUCAUCUCCUUUCCCUACGGCCAGUGUCUGGAGUGGCAGACAGGAGACUGCGUGUCUCAGAACUGUUCUGGUUUGCGUACAUGUGGUCUGUGUCUGGAGCAGCCUGACUGCGGCUGGUGUGGGGACCCUAGUAACACCGGCCGAGGGCAGUGCAUGGAGGGUUCGUAUCGCGGACCCAUGAAGAGCCCCUCUAAACACAGCCAAGACAUGGUGCUGGAGACGGGGCUCUGCCCAAAAGAGCGGGGCUUUGAGUGGGCCUUCAUCCAGUGCCCUGCAUGCCAGUGCAAUGGCCACAGCACGUGUGUGAAUGGCAGCGUGUGUGAGCAGUGUCGUAACCUCACCACCGGGCUUCACUGCGAAACAUGCUUGCCCGGAUACCAUGGAGACCCAACCAAUGGUGGAAAGUGCCAAGCCUGUAAAUGUAAUGGCCAUGCCAACGUGUGCCAGGUGCUGACGGGCAAAUGCUUUUGCACCACCAAGGGUAUCAAAGGCGACCAAUGCCAGCUUUGUGAUUCAGAAAACCGUUACCUUGGCAACCCUCUCCGAGGAACCUGUUACUAUAACUUGCUGAUUGAUUACCAGUUCACCUUCAGUCUGCUUCAAGAAGAUGACCAGCACUACACUGCCAUUAACUUCAUGGCCACUCCUGAACAGACCAGUAAGAACUUGGACAUGUCCAUCAAUGCAUCAAACAAUUUCAAUCUGAACAUCACUUGGUCAGUUGGGUCAACAGCUGGGACCAUCUCUGGGGAAGAGAUCCCCAUCAUGUCCAAGACCAACAUCAAAGAGUACAGAGACAGUUUCUCUUGUGAGAAAUUCAGUUUUCACAGCAAUCCCAACAUCACCUUCUAUGUAUACGUCAGCAACUUCUCAUGGCCAAUCAAAAUACAGAUCGCCUUCUCUCAGCACAACAGCAUUAUGGACCUGGUGCAGUUCUUUGUGACAUUUUUCAGUUGCUUUUCAUUUAAACGCAUUUUAAGCGCUGUGGUUUAAAAACAAAUUUAACUUUGGAAGAUCAAACAGACCUGUUGGGCCUCCAGGCGACGAGAGCAACUGAUGAGGGAAAGGCAGCAGAUGGCCAGUCGCCCUUUUGCCUCUGUCGCGGUGACACUGGAUGUGGGCAGCACUCAGAUAGAACUGCUUCAGGGUGGAAUCGAGGGACCGCCCAAGCCAGUUGCUGUAGAACCCUGUUCAGGGGGUAAAGCAGCGGUGCUCACAGUGCUAAUGUGCCUCCCAAGAGGGGCAUCUGGUGUUCCUCCACCCGGCCAGUCAGGUAUAGCCAUCGCCAGCGCUCUUAUCGACACGUCCCAGCAGAAGCCCAUGGACUUCAAAGAGAAAAGCCAAGGCUUGAAGAACCGCAAAGCUCUGCCUCCCACUCACCAGGGCACCUGUGUUUGAAUCAUCUGCGGCCUCGGUGGGCUGUCCUUUACCAGAGCGACCUCCUCUCUUGUGCUGCUUCAGGCAGACGGCGGCCUAGAGUGGCCCCAUGUGAUGGGAUUAUUUAGGCGACAGAGUGCCCUCUAUUUCCACUCCACAUUCACUUUAUCUCUCCACGUCAAUUGAACAUCGUAAAUAGAUCUCGUCCGUUUCAAACGACCUUGCCGUCACCACCUGCUCAAGCUCAGACAUUACAAGUUAGACUCCAUCCGAAACAAUCGACAGGCUUCUUCUUGAUUCAUCCGACUCUUGGCGCCGUUGAGCCCUCAUUUCUGUCUUCUCAAGGCCUUCUGAACAUUGAGGGUCUCUCCCAUCAGCUUUACACCUUGCACAGAUGUGCCUCUAGCAUGGUUUGUACAUUUUGGACCAGAGUGUCUUGCUAAGCCAGAAGUAGCGUUCUGGUAGUCUCGGGAUGGUCGCCGGGUUUGUGUACGGGUUGCUCACCUAUUUGUAUGCUCGCCAACUAGACUUGUGUUUUUGCUCAAUUUUUAGCUCUUUCGACAUUUUAUUUAAGAGAUGGACUAUAGAAAUUUUUGCCAUGGUGUGGAAGCUGUCUGUCAUGUAAGCUAAUGACGUUCUGCUGCUGGUAGCUUCAUGCUUGGUAAACUCGUGUUAGGAAUGGAUCACAUCGUUUUUAGCUAGAUAGGUUUCACACAUUUCAUACUUAUGCUCUUCUUGUGAAGACUUUGCAUGAACCACUAACACUAUGCUUGAAAAUUUUAAACAGUUUGUGGGUUACGUGUCACACGAAGAAUGUCUUCAUGUCUUGAAAUAUCGCACACCGUUAGCUGCACCGUAAUAUAGAGGGGAGUCAGCUGGUACGGGUGAAACCGAGUAUCAGUUGUAAAUCACAGAGAUAAUUCAGACUCUAGUCUGGGAUAGACUCUAGGGAUGAAAUCGCACCUCGCUGAACUGACAAACCUGGAGAAUUUACGCCAGAAGCUGCAUCGCAGGAAAUGCUAGGGAACUCU